CAUACCUGCCGAAACCCUAUUAGAAGAAGAACACGCCUCCCAGUGUGCACAGCGCAACUGACCAAGGAGUUGUGGUUGAAAAUAAUGCUGUGUCAUGGCGUUUCCUCAGCCUAAACCUCAGGCUCCUCAGCUUCCUCAGCAUCUCCUCAGGACCAUUAACUGUCAGCAGGGAGCUGUCAGGGCUGUUCGCUUCAAUGCUGAUGGGAACUACCUGCUGUCCUGUGGUAGUGACAAGUCUCUGAAGCUGUGGGGUGUGAGCAGAGGGACCCUGUUAAAGACAUACAGCGGCCAUGGAUAUGAGGUUCUAGAUGCUGAUAGUUCCUAUGACAACAGCCAGCUUUGCUCCUGCAGCUCAGAUAAGAGUGUGAUCCUGUGGGAUGUUGCCUCUGGCCAGGUCAUUCGCAAACUCAGAGGUCACGCUGGGAAAGUCAACUGUGUGCAGUUCAAUGAGGAGGCCACUGUUAUUUUGUCUGGAUCCAUUGACGGGACAGUGAGGUGCUGGGAUACCAGGUCCAGGAGGUUUGAGCCCAUUCAGGUUCUGGACGAGGCGAAGGACGGUAUCAGCAGUGUGAAGGUCGUACAACAUGAGCUGCUUACUGGAUCAGUGGAUGGCAGAGUGAGGCGCUACGACCUCAGGAUGGGACAGCUGCAUGUGGACUUCAUCAACAGUCCCAUCACGUGUGUGUGCUUCAGUCAGGACGGUCAGUGCACACUGAGCUCCAGUCUGGACUCCGUGGUCAGACUGCUGGAUAAGAGCACAGGGGAAAUGCUGGGAGAGUAUACAGGACAUAAGAUGAAGAGCUACAAACUGGACUGCUGUCUGUCCAGUAAGGACACACAUGUCCUCAGCUGCUCUGAGGACGGACAUGUCUACUGCUGGGACCUGGUUGAGGGGUCUUUGUCCUUGAAGCUGCCCGUGGGUAAAGCCGUGGUUCAGUCACUGUCCUUCCACCCCACAGAGACCUGCCUCCUCACGUCCAUGGAAGGCUGUGUCCAGGUGUGGGCAGCGGAGCCAGAGGAGACGCAGGAGGAGGUCACCAUGGCAACAUAACACAUAGGUGUUAGAGCUGAUCACUCACACCACAUUCAAGGACCACAUGGACACACUUCUUUACACGUGUGAUACAAAUAGAUUUUUAAUGUGUUAACAGCUAUGUUAAAAGAGGUAAGACUGUAUCAGAACUGUCCCUGGGAAAAAAGUGGUAUGAAGCAAUCUCUCAUUUUUAGUUUGGACUCACAAACAUUGUCUAUUUUUUUUUUCAAUGUGUGUGAAACAAUCCUAUAAAUACUGUAUAUUUUCUUGAAUAAAAAUAAGCGUCAUUAAACCUU
Solea solea (common sole) is the source of this 1329-nucleotide messenger RNA. It is a transcript of the gene wdr83, whose product is annotated as WD repeat domain containing 83. Gene Ontology annotation, molecular function: protein binding. Lineage: Eukaryota; Metazoa; Chordata; Actinopteri; Pleuronectiformes; Soleidae. The transcript is spliced from 10 exons. Gene Ontology annotation, cellular component: catalytic step 2 spliceosome. Bases 95 to 1051 code for a protein of 318 amino acids. The record is from RefSeq and is a predicted model, not a curated record. Gene Ontology annotation, biological process: mRNA splicing, via spliceosome.